Molecule: messenger RNA, 1969 nt
Organism: Nematolebias whitei (Rio pearlfish)
Lineage: Eukaryota; Metazoa; Chordata; Actinopteri; Cyprinodontiformes; Rivulidae
Gene: tmem198ab
Product: transmembrane protein 198b
Exons: 4
Coding region: 1-1089 (362 amino acids)
Biological process (GO): positive regulation of canonical Wnt signaling pathway
Cellular component (GO): plasma membrane; cytoplasmic vesicle
Source: RefSeq, a predicted model, not a curated record
AUGACAACCACCCCGGAGACGAUGCUGCUGCCUCCAGACCUGGAACUGAGCCCCGAGCGGCUGGACACCUGUGGAGACGCCGGCGGGCGCUACAAGGUGGUUCCGUCGGUGGUCUGCUCCAUGUGCUGCCUCUUUGGAAUCAUCUACUGCUUCUUUGGGUACCGCUGCUUCAAGGCGGUGAUGUUCCUGACGGGCCUGAUGUUCGGCUCUGUUGUCAUCUUUGUGCUCUGCUACAAGGAGCGCGUCCUGGACACCCAGCUGAGCGCGGAGGCCUCUGUGGGCGUCGGGCUGGGCAUCGGGACGCUCUGCGGCCUGGUCACCAUGUUGGUCCGCAGCGUGGGCCUCUUCAUGGUGGGCCUGCUGCUGGGCCUGCUGGUGGGCGUGGCCACCCUGGUGGGCAUGGCGGAACUGUCCGAGGACCCGUCACGCUCUGUCUGGGUGCCCCUGGGCGUGCUGCUGGGCCUGGGCAUGUUGUUUGCAGUGCUGACACUGCAGUGGCAGCGCCUCUUCACCACGCUGUCCACCGCCAUGUUCGGCGCCGCCGUCAUCACCGUGGCCUUGGACUACUUUGUGGAACUCUUUGCCCUGGUGCUCUACAUGUACGAGCGGAUUAAGGUGGAACCGGGCAAGCCCGUGUGCUGGAUGACCUGGGUGGUGCUUGGAGUGUGGCCAUCCCUCACCCUGCUGGGGGUCAUAGUUCAGUGGAAGGUGACGGCUGAGGGAUACUCCCACACCAAAGUCAUCAUUAGCCGGCAGCAGAGGAGGAUGCAGGUGAUGCGCAUCCGUCAGCGGGACGACCGCUACCGCAACAAAAAGAAGAAAAAGCAGCAGCCUGGCUCCGCCCACCACAAUCAGGCCAAGCAGCUCCACACUGAGCCCGCCUACCGCCGCAAGCCCAACCCCAUCCGCCGCUACGACACCGACGUCCUGUCGCCGAGUUACAUCCAGAGUUUCCGCGACCGGCAGGUGCAGGAGCAGCCGUUUGCGGGCCGCCUGGUCGGGGGCUCCCACGCUGUGGUGGAGAUGGGAUACGACUGUGGCUCCACCACACCCCUCACCGGAGUAGCCGGACCACCUCUUCGAGCCUGACCACAGCUCCACCUCCUAAACGUUUGACCAGGGAGGAACAACCACCUCCUAACAUUUGGAUAAUCGCAACAAAUCACCGUCGGGUUUAAAGAUUCUGGGUUUCUCCAGCCGUCUAGGAAAGAAGCUGAACUGGAAAUAGCCGAACCUUUUCGGUCGUAAAGCCUCAGCUGACACUGUUUGGUGACGUUCAGGAGUUUAUCUGAACUUUUUUUUCACUCUUUCAGCGCACACUCAACACAAAUAAAGGAGAGCAGCCUGCUGAAACGUUUGUCUCGGCCUUCAGUCCAACUGGAUCAAGCGCCAGAGUCUCCCUGCCGACCCAGCUCAGGUUCUAACACACAGAUCGGAUCGGAAGAGAAAUCCAGUCCACUUUGUUUUUGUUUGUGUUUCAUCUAUCGCUGCAAGAAAAAGACUAACUUCUUGUUCCUCGUUCCACUUGGUAAACAAUAAGGCAUCUUUAACGUAUCUGUGAUGUUUUUAUAAAGGGGAUACCAGUUGUCCCUCUUGGUGCUGGACAGAACGUCAAAGUGCUGUAAGAAGACCAGGUCAGUUCACUCUGUCCUGGGGCUGCGCACGUUAGCACGAGCUGAGCUGAAAGAUGUUUCCACUGGACGGAAAAGCUGUUUACACCGGCACCUCUCGUUAGAACUCGCAUGAAUCUGACAGAAAACACGUUUUUCUUAUAAAAACAAAUACAUGUGAAAUAAUUCAACAGAUUUUUCGUUCAGGGCUGAUCUUCGGUCGCCAGGUGGGUCAGGAAAAACAAGUUAUUCCAGAAAGUUAGCUUUUUAUUUCCAGGUUAAAUGAGAGUUUAUCUGCAGACAGACUCACAAAGACGUACGGUCACUAUUAUUAUUAUUAUUAUUAUUAUGGAUGCACG